Messenger RNA from Dreissena polymorpha, 3586 nucleotides. Its product is annotated as histone acetyltransferase KAT8-like. The record is from RefSeq and is a predicted model, not a curated record. Lineage: Eukaryota; Metazoa; Mollusca; Bivalvia; Myida; Dreissenidae. The coding region runs from base 253 to 1500 and encodes 415 amino acids. Gene Ontology annotation, molecular function: histone acetyltransferase activity. Gene Ontology annotation, biological process: regulation of DNA-templated transcription. The transcript has 10 exons.
AGCAUUCUGAUUCGCACAAGUUUCUCUCCAUUAACUCACGCAAAUAAAAUGAAAAUUUAAACCAAUUAAACUUGUCGUUUACAACAUAAUUAUGGCUUAAAUGCAUACAUAUUUUACCUCUAAAUAGACCGCCCUUACUCGAUAAGUACAUUCCGAAAGUUUAUUUUCUUGGGGUUAAAUGUAAGCGGAAGUUUAUUUUUGUGUUCGUUUUCAUUUCUCUAUAAAAAAGAACAAACAAAAUCAACACAAACAAUGAAGUCAGAGGACAACGAAGAAACACAGCUUGAAAUCGGCGAUCACUAUUUAGUGAGAAGAAACGAUAAAUCAUGGCAUGCUGCAGAGAUCAUUCAGACGCGUGCCAAGGAGUUGGGUGGAUAUGAGUACUAUGUCCACUAUGAUGGAUUCAACCGUCGUCUGGAUGAGUGGGUCGACCUUGACCGGCUGGACCUGUCCACUAAACUGGAGGACCAGCAGACAAAGAUCAACGAUGUCAAGGUCAUGACAACUGACCUCAGUGAUGGAACUGAUCGGAAACUGACUCGCAAUCAGAAACGCAAGCAUGAUGAAAUCAACCAUGUGCAGAAGACAUAUGCAGAGAUGGACCCUACCACAGCUGCCUUGGAGAAGGAACAUGAGGCGAUCACAAAGGUGAAGUACAUAGACAAGGUGCAGAUAGGCAAGUACGAGAUCGACACCUGGUACUUCUCCCCCUACCCAGAUGAGUACGGCAAGCAGACCAAGCUCUUCAUCUGUGAAUACUGCCUCAAAUACAUGAAGCUGGAGAAGACAUUCCGCUAUCACCAGAGCCAGUGUAUCUACCGAUUCCCUCCCGGCAAGGAGAUCUAUAGGAAAGGAACCCUCUCUGUGUUUGAAGUGGAUGGAAAAGACAGCAAGAUCUACUGCCAGAACCUGUGCCUGCUAGCCAAGCUGUUCCUGGACCACAAGACUCUGUACUUUGACGUGGAGCCUUUCCUCUUCUAUAUCCUUACUGAGGUGGACAGACAUGGCUGCCAUCUUGUUGGAUACUUCUCAAAGGAAAAGGAGUCCCCAGACGGCAACAAUGUGGCGUGUAUCCUCACAUUGCCCCCCUUCCAGAGGAAAGGUUACGGCAAGUUCCUGAUAGCCUUCAGCUAUGAGCUGUCCAAGCUAGAUGGUACAGUGGGAUCCCCAGAGAAGCCCCUGUCAGACCUGGGCAAGCUGUCCUACCGCAGCUACUGGUCCUGGGUCCUACUGGAGAUACUCAGGGACUUCAGGGGCACUCUCUCCAUCAAGGAUCUCAGUGAGUUGACGAGUAUCACUCAGAACGACAUCAUCAGCACGCUGCAGUCGUUGAACAUGGUCAAGUAUUGGAAGGGUCAGCACGUGAUCUGCGUGACCCCCAAACUUGUGGAUGAACAUCUGAAGAGUGCCCAGUACAAACGGCCUGUCCUCACUGUGGACUCCAUGUGCCUUCGCUGGGAACCACCAAGAAAACAGCAGAAACUCAACAAGAAACUCUAAAGUUUCAGUGUCUCACUUUCUUUGAUAUCUGUGGGUUCUUUUUCUACCAAUUUCACUGAACUACCAAUAAAGCAGCAGAAACUGAACAACUGAAACUGAAUGUCUAGUAUUGAAUUAAAUACAUGAAUUAUGAAGUUGGAGUCACUCAUUUCUUGGAUAUCAGUGUUUAGUUUUGCGCAUUCCACUGAUAUUUAAAUUUCUCUGUCUUCGAUAUCUGGUAAAGGUUUUUCACUUGUUGCUCUUGUAAUUAGUUAAGACUUGUGAUAUUUACCAGAUAUUUGCAGUUUUUUUUAUGAAAUCAUUUGGAACAAUUGGAAAAUGCAUCAGGUGUGUUGGGAAGCAGUAAAUAUCAAGUGGCAGAAACAUUCUUUUCCAUCUUAAUCAGAACUUGAUUGAUGAGAAAUAAGUUUUAUUGUCAUGUUAAAGAGAUAGUUUGACAAUAUGCAUAGUUUACACAUAUUUCAGUGGUUAUUUUAGCUGUUUUAUAACAUUGAUUGAAAGAACUAGUUCGUUGUCAAGUGUUACCUAUUAUUGACAUGAUUGGCAUAGUUGUCUGGAAAGGCGUCCUGAACCUUUCACAUUGUGAAUAUUUGUCCACCAUUGUGUUCAAGUUUCUGUAUCACAUGUCUUGUAUGUUUGUGAUUUGUGUCAUGCAUCCAAAAGAUUAGAUAUUUUAUUAACUCUUUCAGUGCUGGAACCGAAUUUUGAAGGCCUUUGCAAACAAUUUGGAUCCAGAUGAGAUGCCACAGAACAUGGCGUCUCAUCAGGAUCCAAACUGUUUGCUAUUCUGAUAGUAUUCUUUGAAGAAAUCGAAGAAAUUGCUAAUUUUAGAAAUUCAGCAGACGACAUUUAAGCAGACGACAAAUUUCCCACCAUGCAAAGGGUUAAUAAAAAAGGAUAUGAGCCAUGGUCUGGGAAAAAGAGGCUUAAUGCUGAUGUGUAAAGUGUCAUCCCAGAUUAGCCUGUGCAGGCUUAAUGCUGGUGUGUAAAGUGUCAUCCCAGAUUUGCCUGUGCAGGCUUAAUGCUGAUGUGUAAAGUGUCAUCCCAGAUAAGCCUGUGCAGGCUUAAUGCUGAUGUGUAAAGUGUCAUCCCAGAUUAGCCUGUGCAGGCUUAAUGCUGGUGUGUAAAGUGUCAUCCCAGAUUAGCCUGUGUAGGCUUAAUGCUGGUGUGUAAAGUGUCAUCCCAGAUUAGCCUGUGCAGGCUUAAUGCUGGUGUGUAAAGUGUCAUCCCAGAUUAGCCUGUGUAGGCUUAUCAGAAACACAUAACACACAUGCAUUAAGCCCCCUUUUCCCAUAUGCUUUUUCUCUAGUUAAGCAAUAGGGCAUUUAGUGAUUGUCCAUCCUUCUGUCCGUCCUGUUUUUUGUCCUGUCUGUGGAGGUAAAGUAGAGUUUACAUUUACAUCUAGCACUUCUAUUGAUCAGUGAUUGCUACAACCCUCUGACACUUAACCCUUUAUCACUUAGAUACGUAUUUUUACACAUUUGUAGUCCCUUAAUUUAAUAAAAGACCUUUCGUACUAGAUUCAAGCUUUAAAAGCUUCAUUUCAACCCUUGGAUACUGAUGAGCAGCAAACAACAUAAAACCACAGACUGUUCUGGUUUUAUGCUGUUUGCACAUACAUGUAGCCACUUAACUUCUGAGUGGGAAAGGGUUAAGACAGCUGUUGCUUGUAAUUAUUCCCCAUCUACUCAUAUCGCCUAGCCUCAUUUUAAUCCUGAUUUAAUUUGGUCUUCAAAUAAACGAAAUGGGAUAUUUCUUGUAAAAAUAUUUGACAAUUUUUUUUGUUUUAUUGUUUCUAUUUGUUCCAUUUCACAUAUAUAUAUUGUCAUAUAUUCAUUAUUUAUUUAUUGUAAACGUUUUUAAGACAAGAAUGGUUUUUGUUACAUCUCACAAUACAUGAUAAUCAAUUUUUUUUUUUAGUAUUUAAUGUGUUUUUUGGGCGUAUGUGGAAGCUUCAAACAUGUAUUUGUAAGGUAUAUGUUCACCUUUAUUUUGCCGCCAUACUUUGUGCGUGUCAAUUUGUGUGUUGCUCUGGUUUUUAUGCAUAUCUCAUGAUCAAAAGGAAUACAUGUGUGUUUAAACUGUU